Molecule: messenger RNA, 495 nt
Organism: Pseudogymnoascus verrucosus
Lineage: Eukaryota; Fungi; Ascomycota; Leotiomycetes; Thelebolales; Thelebolaceae
Exons: 6
Coding region: 62-232 (56 amino acids)
Biological process (GO): protein import into mitochondrial matrix; protein insertion into mitochondrial outer membrane
Cellular component (GO): mitochondrial outer membrane translocase complex; mitochondrial outer membrane
Source: RefSeq, a predicted model, not a curated record
UUUAACUGUACAUCACGAUCCCGACAAUACAACGUUCCUCUUCACAUCCCACCAAAUCAAAAUGGCCUACUCAUUCCAACUGUCCGAGGAGUCGAAGGAGAGAGUCGGAAAGCUCAUUGAUGUGUCCCGCGUGGUCAUUCACUACGGCUUCCUCCCCUUGGUUGUCUACAUCGGAUACACUCAGAGCCAGCCUCGCCCAUCUCUGAUUAGACUCUUCUCCCCACUCGCAUAAACGAACGGCGGCAGAUGAAUGGAUGGAUGGAUUACGGGGAUAGGACGUCUCUAAUGAAGCGGGUUGUACGAUUGUUCAGGCAUCAGAGGCGUUUUGAUAUCUAGUCAAUGGCUAUCGAAGGGGUGGGAAGCGGUGGAUAUGAGGUCUUUCAUGGGAAAGUUGUAUUGUAAAAUCCGAAAAUACGGAAUCACCACUUGUGCCUAACCUGUAUUUGGCACUUCCAAUGCCAUUAUAUUCCAAAAUUAAACCAAACAUAUCUCCAC